CCAUUUUCACGAUAAAUGCGGACGCAAAGUUAUGCAGUACAAAUGCGGAUCUUAAUAUCCGCGGACAACCAUCUCUAAAUGCCAAGAUUCUUCGUGUUGCUCAUAAAGGUUCUAAUGUCGAUGUUAUUUGCCAAACUACUGGCGACACUGUUGACGGUAAAAACACUUGGGACAAGUUAGCAGAUGGCACCUAUUGUUUUGAUGCUUACGUAAAUGGUGCUGCUGGUGUUCCACGCUGCGAUAGUCCUCCUCCAGCUAAUCCACCUCCGGCUAAUCCACCUCCUGCCCCAGCUAAUAAUGGUAAAAUUAAUGAUGAAGGUUUAAACCUUAUAAAAGAGUUUGAAGAUUUUAGGCCUAAUUUUUAUGGUGAUCCAGCAAAGGGUAUUAAGACUAUAGGUUAUGGUCAUGCUUGCCAUGCUGAUCCAAAUAAAUGUAAUAAUAUUCACGCUCCAAUCACUCCUGCACAAGGAGAAGCUUUACUUAAGAAUGAUUUGAUUUAUAAAGAGGAUUGCGUUAAAAGACUUACCACUGCUAAUAUCAAUUCAAACCAAUUCUCUGCUUUAGUUUGUUUUACAUUUAAUCUUGGAUGUGGUGGCUAUGAAACUUCUUCUAUACGUAAAAAACUUAAUGCUGGUGAUAUAAAAG
Messenger RNA from Racocetra persica, 645 nucleotides. NCBI's taxonomy places the organism in Eukaryota, Fungi, Glomeromycota, Glomeromycetes, Diversisporales, Gigasporaceae. The record is from the annotation of a GenBank genome assembly.